This is a messenger RNA of Hypanus sabinus (Atlantic stingray), 6736 nucleotides long. It is a transcript of the gene gdpd4a, whose product is annotated as glycerophosphodiester phosphodiesterase domain containing 4a. Gene Ontology annotation, cellular component: membrane. Bases 3198 to 4997 code for a protein of 599 amino acids. NCBI's taxonomy places the organism in Eukaryota, Metazoa, Chordata, Chondrichthyes, Myliobatiformes, Dasyatidae. The transcript is spliced from 20 exons. Gene Ontology annotation, molecular function: glycerophosphodiester phosphodiesterase activity. Gene Ontology annotation, biological process: lipid metabolic process. The record is from RefSeq and is a predicted model, not a curated record.
GGCUACGGGGAGUGGAGCUGAGGAGGGAGGAAAGGGGCAGAGGGAGGGCAAUUUACUGAAAAUGGAAAAUUCAGUCUUCAAGGAACAGAUCCAUCCAAAUUCACACAUCCUUUUCAUCACUUAGAGGUCAAGUCUCCACUCCUCACUCGCAACCCCAGCAACAUGGACGCGAGACAGAAGACAUCCACAGCUGUCGGACUGCCCAAUGUCAGUGCACGUCCAUGUGAGAGGAAGCACGAUAGCCAGUCAGUCUCUGCACUUCGAGUUCGAGCUGUGGGAUCCUGUCAUCGGCUACUGCAGUGGUCAAUAUUGAAGACUGGAGCCUAAUGGCUGAUCGGAACUCUGGAAGUCAUGGCUCAGCUCCCAAAGCCUGGAGACCCAGAGACCUGUCCUGGUGUUGGAGGACUGUUCUUGUGUUCUUGUGUGGAAGGGAGGUUGAGACAGAGGAAAGGGCUUGUCGUGUUGUUUUUGUUCUGUUGCUUGUUGAGUUCUAUUUUGUUCUGUUCUGUGUUGUUCUGCCAAACAUUGUGGACACAUUAUAUUGGUGCUGAAAUGUGUGGCAAUACCUGGAGUCUGCCUCCAGCACAUCCUUGUUAAUGCAAAUGACACAUUUCACUGUAUCUUUCCAUGUAUCUGUGAUAAAUAAAUCUGAAUCUGAAUCUUCCAUUGAUCUUCAGUUUUCUACCUCUAAGCCAGUUUGGGAUCAUUAGCAUCCCAUGGGUUUUCAAUUCUUCUCUUAAACCCAUCAUCUGAGGCUUUCAUCAAAGGCUCAAUAAAGUCGAUAUGAAUUACAUCAAGUGGACUAACAACAACAUCCUCAUUGCUACCUCCUCAAAGUUAGAUCAUCCAGCUUUAUCCAAUAUAGGUUUUUCAUAACCAGCUCAUGCUAAUUUCCAUUUUAAAGCUCUACCUCAUCAUUAAUCCUACGAACUAUCUGACUCACCCACGUUAGGCUUCUAAAGGUUAGCUUUAUUUGUCACAUGUGCAUAAAAACAAAAGCGCCAUUUAUGUCAAACCACCCAGGUCCUUCUCUUUUCUUGCUGCUGCCAUCAGGUAGAAGGUACAAGAACCCUAGGACUCAGACCACCAGGUUCAAGAACAGUUACUACCCCUCAACCAUCAGACUCUUGAACAAAAGGGGAUAACUAUACUCAUUUGUCCAUCCAUUGAGAUGUUCCCACAACGAAUGGUCUCACUUCAAGGUCUCUAUCUCAUUAUCUCAUGAGAGGACUCACCCUUACCACCAAGCUGAAGGUCUACCGAGCAGUGGUUCUCACCACCCUCCUCUAUGCCAGCGAGACCUGGACUGUCUACAGCAUACACGCUCAACCACUUCCACUUGAGCUGCCUCCGCAGACUUCUCCAUGUACGAUGGCAGGACAAAGUCCCAGAUACGGAGGUCCUGGAGCGGGCUAGCACCCACAGCGGCUACACCCUCCUACAGAAAGCCCAAGCCAGAUGGGCUGGCCAUGUCGUCAGGAUGUCUGACAGUCGACUACCAAAACAGCUGCUGUAUGGAGAGCCUAGCCAGGGCAAGCGCUCAGUUGGAGGGCAGAAGAAACGUUUCAAAGACUGCCUCAAAGUGUCCCUCAAAGACCUCAACAUCAAUCCCAGUAGCUGGGAAUCGCUUGCUCUGGACCGCCCAACCCGGUGGAGCAGGACCACUAAAGGAGCGUAUGCAGCAGAAAUCAGACGCACCGCAGAGGCUCAGAGGAAACGCGCCGUGCGCAAGGCUCGAGCUACCUCCACUUGCACUGCAGCACCUACCCUCAUGUGCCCCACAUGUGGGCGAGCUUUCAGGGCCCGGAUUGGCCUCACCAGUCACCUCCUGACCCAUCACCUUCCACAAACCCUCCACCUGACAGAAGUCGUGGUCGUCUUCGACUCCGAAGGACGAACAGCAACAAACAACAAUCUCAUGCCCAUAUUAUUUAUUACUAUUUAUUUAUAUUUGUAUUCAGACAGUUUGUUGUCUUCUGUGCUCUGGUUGAUCUUUCACUGAUCCUGUUAUAACUAAUGUUCUAUAGAUUUGCUGAGUAUGCCUGCAGGUUGUAUAUGGUGACAUCUAUGUACUUUGAUAAUAAAAUUUACUUUGAGCUUUGAACAACCAACACAGUCCAAGGAUGUGCUGGGAGCAGCGCGCAAGUAUCGCCGUGUUUCCAGCGCCAACACAGCAUGCCCACGACUUACCAACAUUCACCUGCAUGCCUUUGGAACUUGGGAGGAGACUGGAGCACUUGGAGGAAACCACGUCGUCACAGGAAGAAAGCAGGAGGUACAGGAACCUGAAGACACACACCACCAGGCUCAACUAUAGCUUCUUCCCCACUGCUACCAGUGAAUGCCUGCAAGAAAUCCAAUCUCAAGGCUGUAUAUGGUGACAUAGAUGUAUUUUAAUGUGAACUUUGAGGUCUUACUCCUGACCCUGGUAUGUAAAACUAUGAGGGGUAUGGAAAGGUUAGACUACAGGAAAGAUUUCCGCAUAUCAGAGAUCGAUAAAAACUCCACCAUGGACGGUCCCAAGCUCGGCUAUGAAAGGAGGAGGGUUGGCCAUGGGGCUAGCAACCCCAUCCUGUAAAAACCCAGAGCUACAGAAAUGCCAACAGAAGCUACAAAGACCUCAUCCCUGAGAGAGGAAAGAUCUUCGCCUAGAAGAAGUAUGAAGUUCUGAAUGGAAGCUAUGGGGCUGAUUAACCUUCGGCCUAGGACAGAGACCUAUGGCGAGCUGCUGUUGGUGGCCUACGCCCCAGCAGGGCUGAUGGGCUUAAGAAGAAGCAGAAGAGAUGUAUACAUGGGAACCAUAAAGCGUACUUGAACUUGACUGUUCCUGCAACCUAUACAACUUACCAGUGAGAUCAGUCAGCCACCACUUUCUGCUGCGUCAGGAACUUGACCUCCUCACAAGAGCCAACAGGGUUGAAAGGAUUGAAUCACGAGCUCAGGUUGAUGCGGAGUGCCGGCUCAGUCGCCGCUCCAACCGCCCGACAGACAAAGUCAGUUCCAGACCGGAUCCGUCUACCGGCGCGCCCGGAUUAUAUACACACUUAGUCAUAUUUUUUUGCGGAAAAUUCCCGAUCUGUGUACAUGAUAUGUAUUUAUUUAGCCGAGCGCUGUCGGAUUAACUUCGAUACAACAAUUAUAUUGUAUACAAUCUGCCAAAGGAAUCGUGAAACAGGGGAGUGAGCUCCAACCGGCCGAUGGGCAGCACUCCAAUCCAGUUCAAAAAGGUCAAGCUGGGAGGGCUGCAGGUUGUCCGUCGGCGUUUGCUUCAACGCUAUGAGUCCCAGCCUUUCCUCUCCUGCCUGGCUGGGCUCUACGGAUGCCAGUGGAGACGGUACCAGCGUACCAGGAUCCUUCCCGGAGAGCUCUGCUGCAGCAAGUUUGAAUUUUUCUGCUUUGGGGUUCUGGUCUUGACCUUUGGCCUGGCGUUUGUGCUCCUGUACUUUUGGAGUGAAGCAAAGAAUGAUUACAAUGACUUUGAUUGGAAUUUCUACAAGGACAGAUGGAUCCCAUGGUCAUCUGUGGUGCUGGGUGUGACAGCAACAUUUUUUACAUAUAUUGCCAUCUUACUGGUUCUGGCUAUCUGCCUACUGAGUGAAGGCCAACGAUUGUACCUCUUCUGGGGCCACAAGAUUGGGAUUGUGCUGGUGUUGGGCGUCUGUGCAGUAGCUAUCGGUUUCCUCUACAGUCAGUGGCAGGAAGAAUGGAAUACCUUCGCACUCUCGUUUCAGGUGACAGCUCCGUAUCUACACGUCGGGAGUCUGGCGGCAAUGACCAUCCUUUCUUGGCCUGUGGCUCAGCAUUUCAGCAAGAUGGUUGGGAAAGUUGCCAGAGGAGUCACCUUGGGUCUGUACUUGGCUGUCCUCCUGUUCCUGUACUUGGUGCCCCUUGGUAUGUACUCCCCCUGCAUCAAGGAGAAGGGGACCUUGGGUCCGAAGCCAGCUUUAAUUGGACACAGAGGAGCACCAAUGUUAGCCCCAGAAAAUACAUUGAUGUCAUUUGAGAAAACCAUUGAGCAAGGAGCGGACGGUUUGGAAACGGAUGUCACCAUCAGCUGGGAUGGGGUCCCUUUCCUGAUGCAUGAUCCCACGUUGAAGAGGACCACCAAUGUUGAGGAAGUGUUUCCAGAUAACCAGUCCUUGAAUGCUGCCUUUUUCUCGUGGCAUGACCUAGCCCAACUGAAUGCUGGGAAGUGGUUCCUAAAGGACAAUCCGUUUGGGACGAAGCACUUGCUGUCGCCGGAAGACAAAUGGAAGGCCAGCCAGCAGACGGUCUGUAAGCUCAGUGAGCUGUUGGCCCUCGCCUCCACCCAUGGGAAGCUGGUGAUCUUCGACCUGUUCCGCCCACCAAAGAAUCACCCAUACCGAAACUACUUUAUCCAGCAGACAGUUACGGCCAUCCAGGAUGCUGGAAUUAACCAAAGUUUGAUACUCUGGCUUCCUAAUGCCCUGAGGUCGAGCGUCCAGCAGGCAAUGCCCGGAUUUGUCCACAUUCAUGGAGGAAAGAAGCCAGUUCAACAGCUGCAGUUGGAUAAGAUUACCAAACUCAAUGUCCGCUACAGCGAGAUCUCCGAUAGGGAGAUCAGGACGUAUGCCGCUGCAAACAUCAGCACUAACCUUUACGUCGUGACGGAACCCUGGCUCUUCUCACUGGUGUGGUGCGCAGGGGCCCACUCGGUCAUCACCAACGACCCCCAGAGGCUGAGGGAGCUCCACAGGCCCUGGUUCCUAAUGACCCCAUCUCAGUACAGAGCGAUGUGGAUUUCAUCGGACAUUGUAUCGGCAGUGUUGAUCACGCUGACAUUUAUAUUCCAGUGGUGGAGGGAAAAUGGGUUUGCCUGUCACCCCAGCAUGAAGCGGAGGGAAAAAGGAAUUUACAGCAAGUUCCGAACAGAAAUGAAUAAUGUGUGGUCUGUUUCCGAAGCAGAGCCGGCUUCCAGUCACCAUGGAGACAGUGUGCCAAGUCUACCCACGUCAGCCGUCCCAGGACACGAGUAACUCAAUACCCCCCCAAAACGGAGGGUUAAGUUGCUGUUUAGGGUGUGGUGUGCAAUGUGGCUCGGACUGGAGGGAGGCAAGAGGGGAGGGUAUAGACAAUCCCAAGCCUUGAAGGGGAUAGAAUCAGGACAGGUCAACCAAUAACCAGUACAAUGCUGUGGCCUGCACCUUCUUUCUUCCCCAAUGGCAUUGGGAACCCCCCUCUUUCUCCCCCUUAUCACUGGUUCCCAACGUCACCAGCGCUUUGAGAACGGUACUGUCUUUCUGUAUUAUGUGAUGAAGUACUCACAGAAUUAUCUCACCUGGCAUGGUCACAAUGUCCUGCUGGGGCCAGGAAAUUCCAAUUGGGAAAUAUGGAAUUUGCAGGCAUUUACCUGGUUUACUGUCCCACUAAUAUGGGUGACACCCCCUGCUGCACUCCUGCCCUUAGUAACCUCCCAGUCGGCCAGGAGGCAACAUGGCAAGCUAUCGACUUGGAACACAGUGAACAAAAUGUUCAACAAAUGGAUCUUCACUAUAAAGUUUUAUUUAAUUAGGUUGCUUAACAAAGAUUUUCUUCAGUGCAGUGAAGAGCAUGAAACACAGUUUGGAAACUCUUUCCCAGAUACUGGGCCGUACCAACCCGUAACAAGUCCUCUUGUGGGAAGCCAACGUGCAAAGUAAAUGAGCUAUCUAAAAUGGAAGAGAUCACAGGGGAGGAACAGUGAGGGGGGUGGGGGGGUUCACUGAACUCCUGAAGAGAAGAUUUAAACUUCUCUCGGGUCAGCAUCCCUUGAAGAGAUUUUACAGAAGAGCAGCAGGUCAUAAAAACAAGAGAUUCUGGAGGUGCAGCAAGUCUUGAGUGAUACACACAAAACGCUGAAGGAACCCAGUCAGUUCUGAUGAAAGAUCUUGGCCCAAGACGUUGUCUAUUUCCCUCCAUAGAUGCUGCCUGUCUUGCUGAGUUCCUCCAGCAUUUUGUGCAUGUUGCUUAAGAUUUCCAGCCAUCCAUAGAAUUCCUUAUGUUGAUCAAAAGUAGAAAGCACCUGAGUAGGUGAACUCUACAAUAGGAGUGGCUAGAUGACACAGGUUUCAUCUUGUCAAAGCAAGCAUGGUUUAAUCUUGACUUACUGCUGGAGGUUGAUGAGAUAUCAUUGACGCUGCGAGGGAUCGUUCAAUGUGGAGAGCCAUGAUCACCCAAGUGUGUAACGUGCGAGAGAGAGAGAGAGAGAGCUGGAGAUCGACCAAGCUUUCACUGACUUACGACUGGAGGAAACCAUAGUGUUCGCAUGGAGAACGUGAAAACUCCGCACGUGCACAGACAACUCCCAAGAUCAGUAUCAAAUCCAGACCCUUGAAGCUGGGAGGCGCAAUGUUAUUCACCGUGCUAUCAAGACAUUAAUCACUGACUGGCAUGGAACUGAAGGCAGCUACUCAGCCCAUCAAUUUGGUGCUAACCCUUUCAAUGCAUCCACUCUCCUCACUGUGGUCGCCUCAGCAAUCCUGAGAACUAGCUUUGAUCCUGUUCUGAAUUCCCUGUGAAAGGGGAUUUGUCUGUAUAUAAUUUUGCACAAAUGUAGGGUUCUUUAUGAAUCUAACCCUUUCAUUAACAGGGGAAAAGACUUGUACCAGCUCAGAACCUCCAGCAGCACACCACCUUCCCCAGGUAAUGACCACAGCCUUUUCCACUAUCUCAGAUACUAAAAACUGAUGGUCUGGUGUUUAUUUUAGUGAUUUUAUUUAAGAAUAAAAAAAUAAAA